AUGGAGGCUCUUUUUGGUUGGACCACGAGACGUGCCGGAGGGCUGGCUAUGAUUGCUACCAUUGCCCUCAGCUAUUGGGUAAUCAGCAAGGAAGCCUCAGCAACAGGAUAUGGCUACUACAAUAUUAUGCACAUGCAUCACAGCUCCGACGCCCCUGUAACGAAAUCGGCAAUCUCUACGCACGGCGGCGGCAUGUGGACGCUGGGUUUUGCAUACUACUGUCUGUUUAUUCACUUUUUGGUAUUCGCAUUCCCCGUUCGUGCCCUCUGGUCCAUCUUCAGCAUCACCCGUGCUCUCAAGAAGAACGCCAAGAGCAAGGCCCUGCGUGAGAUCAAGCUCUCGCACCGCCGCCGUGGAUCCUCUACCUCUCUCUCUAGCUCCGAAACGCUCACCUCCUCUCGCGAUGGUUCUGCUCUUUCCUCGACAACCAGCAGCGAGGCUGGUGAUCUCGAGGUUGAACAGUAUACCGAUGGCGAUGCGGCCACCGCGAUCGACAACAUUGUUCAUGUCAUUGUCGUUCCCAACUACAAGGAAGAGGUUGACACAUUGAGGGAGACCUUGGAUGUUCUGGCAUGCCACCCGCAGGCCCGUCAUAGCUACGAUGUCUAUCUCGGUAUGGAACAGCGCGAGCACAAUGCAGAACUUAAAGCCAUGAACCUGAUUCAGGAGUUUGUCAAGAAGUUUCGGUCCAUUGAUUUCACUCUGCAUCCUUCGGAUAUCCCUGGCGAGGCUCCUGGCAAAGGAAGCAACAUGGCUUGGGCAGCGCGGAAAUUGAGUGAACGCUAUUCCAUGAACCAGCGAAAGGAUGUGAUUGUCACUGGUAUUGAUGCCGACAGCCACUUGUCAGCCAACUUCUUUGCUUCGCUCUCCAGCAUGCAUCUGAUGUACCCCGAAACCGCCUCCACCACUCUGUACUCUGCACCCAUCAUCUUCGACCGAAACGCCAACAGUGUUCCCGCCAUUGUCCGAGUUGCGGAUAUUCUUUGGUCUGCCGCUGGUAUGUCUGGCCUUUACCAGGGCUCUAGCAUUGCGCCCCCUACCUCGGUCUACUCCGUUCCUCUCGUGCUUGCAGACAGAGUGGGCGGCUGGGACAGCGACUCCGAGGCCAUCGGCGAAGAUUUGCACAUGUACUUGAAGUGCUUCUUCGCCAUGAAUGGUAACUUGACUAGUCGAACUGUACUCAGCCCAGUUAGUCAGAGUAAUGUAAACGGCGACGGUGGCAAGGGCAUCACCGGUCUCUAUAAUGAUAUGAAGGCACGCUACAAGCAAGCUCUGCGACACAUGUGGGGUUGUUUGGAUUCAGGUUAUGCUAUGCGAAAAGGCUGGGAACUCUGGCAAGAGCGAAAGCACACUUCCAGGAACUACCGCCCUCUGCAUAUCGCCUUGAACAACCCAUCCGGCACGUACAUCCCUCAGGUUGAUGGCUUGAACGCUGAGCAGAACAUUGAGAGCGGCAUUUUCGCCGACAUCACUACCGAUACUCUCAAGGAUGUCAACUGGAUGAAGCUUCUUAUGCUCGCCCACCGUCUGUUUGAGGCUCAUUUCCUCCCUGUCCAGAUGACAAUUCUGGUGGUCGCAUCGACAUUAUACCUUUGGGUUACUGAAGGCAAUGGAGAUCCUCAAAACCUUGCAUGGGUCUUCACUGUCUGUAAUGUCCUUCGCACUGCCGGUUUCAUGGAGAUUGCGCUGUACCUGGUCUUCUACGAAUCCUUCCACAAACUCAUGGCUUCCGCCCGUGAGAAGGAGAUGAACGAUGCCGGCCUUGCCAAGGGUAUGUGCUUUGCUCACCGUGACAUCAAGAGGAACUACAUCGACUACAUCAUGGUUCCCUUGGUCGCACCAAUCUAUGGUGCUAUUCCCGGCGCGCAAGCGCAGGUCUUCCAAUUUUGGACGCAAGACCUGGUGUACACAGUCAGCAAAAAGGUUGUGCGGCAACGGUCGAAAUCAUUAUCCGCCGAUAAUAUGGUUUAA
This is a messenger RNA of Truncatella angustata, 1971 nucleotides long. RefSeq names its product glycosyl transferase family group 2-domain-containing protein. The record is from RefSeq and is a predicted model, not a curated record. The coding region runs from base 1 to 1971 and encodes 656 amino acids. The transcript has 3 exons. NCBI's taxonomy places the organism in Eukaryota, Fungi, Ascomycota, Sordariomycetes, Amphisphaeriales, Sporocadaceae.